CGGCUGCCCAGGAUCUCCGGUACCAGAUAACCCAGCCCGUGUCCCUGUCGGCGCCAGCCAGGGGCUCCGUCACCCUGCCCUGCGCCUUCACCUACCCCCGCGACAUCAAGCCACUACGGGACGUCCAGGUUUACUGGAGACGGGGGGGGGACCAUGGCGAGUUUAUCUACAAUCACACUGAGGGGUUCACCCACCCGGAUUACGGGGGCUGCAUCGUCCUGGUCGGGGACCCACGGGGGAACCGAACGGCCUCGAUCUGCAUCGACCGGCUGCGGGAGUCGGACGCCAGCGAGUACGUCUGCCAAGUCAGGGUGCAGAAGAAUGAUGGCAAAUGGGAGCAAUGGCGCGGUGUCCCUGGGACCCACCUCACGGUGACAG
Messenger RNA from Terrapene triunguis (Three-toed box turtle), 378 nucleotides. RefSeq names its product paired immunoglobulin-like type 2 receptor alpha. NCBI's taxonomy places the organism in Eukaryota, Metazoa, Chordata, Testudines, Emydidae. The record is from RefSeq and is a predicted model, not a curated record.